Messenger RNA from Cyprinodon variegatus (sheepshead minnow), 2850 nucleotides. RefSeq names its product docking protein 2-like (gene dok2). The coding region runs from base 619 to 2514 and encodes 631 amino acids. Lineage: Eukaryota; Metazoa; Chordata; Actinopteri; Cyprinodontiformes; Cyprinodontidae. Gene Ontology annotation, cellular component: cytoplasm. Gene Ontology annotation, biological process: positive regulation of MAPK cascade; cell surface receptor protein tyrosine kinase signaling pathway. The transcript has 8 exons. The record is from RefSeq and is a predicted model, not a curated record.
GGGGCGCUUUGCAUCAUGCAGUUAAAGUUGCUGCAUUUUCAGGAUGAACAGCUAAUAAAGAAUAAUCUAAGUUCUGCUUAGAAACAGCCUAAUCUGAGGGUUUUGCUGAAAAAGCGUUGAGAUAAAAACAGCAGGAGGAAGAAGAAGACGGAAGGAGGAGGUCUAGGCGACCAGUUGGUUCUGCAUUAGACGUUGCAUCAGAGUGACAGCAGGAAACCACCAACAUAUGACACCCUCAGUGUCUGUUCCCUUCACUGUGACACCACCAAGCAGAGGGAGCAGAGGCAACCAUAGAAGGAGCGGAGGAGAACCAGAACCCUUCAGAUCUGGAACCAACAGUGACCUCACACCACUAGGAAAGAGACGGAGGAGAACCAGAGGAGGAUUUGGAGGAGGAGAAAAGCACAAGCUUGAGAUUGAAGAAGUAGAAGGAGGACGGAACACAGUGGAGGAAGAAGAGACGUCUACCAGGAGGAGGACGCUAAUGAUACCAGCACCUCCGAGCAGAAGAGCAGGCAGUGAAGGAGCCGAGAAGGAGCUGAAAGAAGCCAGAAGGCAAGGAGACAUCAGGAGGGUGGAACAGAGGACGGAGAGGAGAGGGGACGCUGUGGAGACGUGAUGGAGGAAGACAUCAGAAAGCAGGGCAUGCUCUUCCUCCAGCAGCAGCGCUUUGGGAAGAAGUGGAAGCGGAUAUGGUGCGUCCUGUACCGGGAAAGCUCCUGCUCCAUCUCCAGGAUGGAGUUCUUCGAGUGUAAAGAUGGAGGCCACUUGGAGAAGAACGAUAAAACUCUGCGCAAGCAGCAGGAGAACAAGAAGGUGAUCCGUCUGGCAGACUGCAUCCGGGUGACGGAGGUAGACAUGGACGGAUGUCCCAGAGACACAGGCUCCUUCCUGGUUGAGACCACGGAGAAGAUCUUUGUGUUCGCUGCAGACAGACACCAGCUGGAGGACUGGACUCACAAACUGUGUGAGAUCGCCUUCCCUAUGAGCUGGACAGAUGGCGGAGCGAAGCGGGGAACCCUACAGAGAGGAAACAGGGUGGAUGAAGAUGAAGGGAUGGAGGACAACUCGCUUUACAGCGGCCGGGAAAUAGUGCGUGACUUCAAAGUGUCUGUGCGGAGGACGGACGCAUCAGAUCGAUGCAGACUGAAGGGGGACGGAGUCUUGAGAGCCGACAUGGAUGCUCUGCACCUGCUGGGCAAGACGGGGGACAUCCUGUACACCUGGCCGUACAGGUACCUGCGGCGCUUCGGACGGGACAAGUCCACCUUCUCCUUCGAGGCGGGUCGCAGGUGUGACUCUGGCGAGGGAAGCUUCGAAUUCGACACCAAACAGGGAAACUUCCUGUUCCAGGCUGUCGAAGCGGCCAUUAACCUGCAGAAGAUCUCCCUCCCACACAGACAGACCUCUGGAGGAGGCCUGGUGACGCCAGAGGUCCCCCCCAACCUCCAGAAUCAGAACCUACCGCCCCCACCAGUUAACCCAACAAUGGGCCAUAGCAGGACGCUUCUGCCCCAGCCCCGUGUUCAGGUUCAACAACCUCCAGGUGCUCAGGCGGCUGAUGGUGUUUACAGUAUGGUGACCGAACCUCAAAACCUGCAGAUGGUUCAUGACAAAGAAGCCGAGAGCUCCCAUUCCUCACAGCAGCAGCGCCCUCAGCAGUCUCGUCUGGAGCCUCCGGUGGAUAAAAUCCUGACUGGAGUGAAGAGUUUGACUCUGGAUACCCGCGGAGUCCCCAUACCCAGGAAGAACCAGGUCAAGAUGAUCUCCAGCUGCCCCCUGCCCAACGCCAGCCCAGAGUCUGGCAGCAGCCUGGCAGCGGGCCCCGGCUCUAACCCAAACCAGAACCCCCGCCUCAGCCCGAAACUGAGCUCCAACCCCAACCUGGAACAGACAUACUCCCAGAUCACCAUGACGGACGUCGGUGGGCGGGGCACCAAGAAGGAGAAAAGUACCAGCGCUGGCUCACCGCCGAUGCUAAACAGGGACCCAGAAUACUCCCUCCCCUUCGACACCAUCGCCUCAAACGUCAUGUCCGACAUCUUGCAAUCCAAUCAAGACAAUCCAGGUGCGGACCCGUUAUACGACAGCAUCGACGAGAUGAAGAUAAGGAACAUCUUUAGGAGCGAAGCAAGGACUCAGGAAUCCACAUACGGGAAGGUGGAUCACAUCUACGAUGAGCCUGAAGGCUGCGCUGCCGCCGGAGGACAAAAGGUCACGCCCCACUCCUCAGUCUACGACGACCCCGAGGAGAUGAGAGGAGAUGCCUGGAGGAUCAUGGGAACAUCAGCUGACCCUAAAGGCCAUGAGUAUCCCUAUAACCCCCGUGUGGAUGACUAUGCCGUGCCCAAACGACCCAAGAGGGUGUUGGCUUCCCAGCAAAGUCUUGCUAAAGAAGAAGAACAGGCACAGAACCAGGAGGAGGAGGAUGAGGAUGAGGAGGACGAGGAGGAGAGGGAGAAGGAGGAGCAACAGUUUUCACCAUACAACAACGUGAUAGUUAAAAUAGCCUGACAGAGGAAGUAGACCUCCUUUCAUCCAUCCAUCAUUCAUCCAUCAUCCAUCCAUCCAUCCAUCCUCCUAUCCAUCUUCCAUCCAUCCAUAUGAUGAACUUGUAGAUGCAGGAGAAGGACCUGUAACUGAAUGUCAUGGACUCCAUUGAUGGACCUGCAACAGGCUGUGAAACUGUCUGCAAUGAUUCAGGGUUGGAGGAAGCAGAGAAGAGGACGAUGUCGUGAUGUGUGAUUGCUCUAACAGCCAUCCAGCUAUGCUAAUUUAGGCGCCUGCUGUGGUUCUGAUCAGUUUAUGUCAUGUCGACUACAUGUUGUAGUUUUGCAUCAUUAAACAGAA